UGUUUUAAUCAUGAUCUCUAUUAUCAAGUUUAUUACAAUAUGGUAACUCGCUUUUUAAUUUAUCAAUUAUAUUUAAAAUCGUUAUUCUAUAAUAUCCCCUUUAUAAAGUAAUUAAUUAAAGGUGUUUUCUUCAAAAGUUAGGAUUCAAAAUUUCAAUAAUACGGAUUGAAAUUUAAAUUAUCACGUACAUAAUAAAUAUUGUAGGUAUUGAUUUCGAGUAUGGCAAACGACAUUGACGCAUACUGGGAGUACCACAAGAUAGUUGGUGAUGAAGUGGGUGACACGCUGCUCACACCCCAACAAUUUGAGGAAUACAAGAAGAAAGUAGUUCCAGAACGAAUGAAGAACAGACUAUACGUGAGCUGGAGAGUAGAGGGAGGUAUAGAUUGUGAGCUGGUAGGACCGGAGAGUAUGUGUCACUGUCAGCACCGGUACCGGCAGCACCACACAGAUAACCCCCAGAGGAACACUAAGUGUAAGAACUGCAGAUGUAAGAAGUAUGAGUUCGUACCCCGAAUGGGCUCCCAGCCAGCCCGGUGCAAAUGUAAGCACUAUUCCACUGAUCAUGAUCUGAAGAAAGAGUGUAAUAAGUGCACGUGCACCUCCAUGCGUAUCACCUUGUCAUGUCCCUGUGGGAGUCCUGCGUAUCUUCACUAUACUUGUCUUGAAACUAAAGAGGAGCGACUUGCUGCGGGAAAGCCAGUGGGGCAGGAUGUACCGUAUGCUGCUAUGGGAGGGUUAACAGGGUUCAGUUCACUGGCACCUGGUUACAUGAGAUUUGAUCCAAGUGGGGCCAGAGGGGACUCUGUGGACUUACAGCCUGACACAGUUGCUAGGUCGUCCCAUCAGAGGUACUGAACCUGAACAAUCUAAUUCCAGUUUACGAGUCACUCAAAGUUUAGGCUCUGGAGAACGGUCAAAAUCAGGGCUGUUAUUUAUACUCAAGCCUUAGUAAAUUAUAUUUGUACCUUAUAAUGGCAGGCCGUUAUAAUAUUAUAAUAAUAUUCUAUAAUCAGUGUGUAAUAGUUGUAAAUAUGUAAAUAUUUGAACAGAGUAUAAAUGUAUGUUUAUAAAUAUUUGAUUUCCCUUUUAUAACAUCAUAUUAUUAUGAAUAAUGUACAUAACAUAAUGCAUACUUCAGAAUAACAAAAUAUGUAUACAAAAUUCCCGUGUUCCAGUGUUUUAAAAAUGCUUGUCAUGUUUUAUAGUACAAUUAGAUUUGAAACAUCACACAGUGAUUUAUAUAGUAUGUUUAUCAAACAGACGAAUCCGCAAAAUAGUUAUCGAUUGAUUAUCUUUAUAGACUGUUCAAAUUUCCAGCUAACCCACUUAUUUGAUGCGAUUAAAUGAUUAAAUAAU
Bolinopsis microptera is the source of this 1359-nucleotide messenger RNA. Its product is annotated as protein FAM221A-like. The coding region runs from base 220 to 858 and encodes 212 amino acids. The transcript has a single exon. The record is from RefSeq and is a predicted model, not a curated record. NCBI's taxonomy places the organism in Eukaryota, Metazoa, Ctenophora, Tentaculata, Lobata, Bolinopsidae.